AAUAAGUAAUAAUACAAGUGUUAAUCAAACCAAGUUCGAAAAAUUUGACAGGAAAGGUGAGGUGAUCAAAAUAACCGCAACAAGGUUGUAUCACUGUGCAAAAAACGCGGGCUUCAUCAGUCAUAAUAUUACGUUCAAGUACCAACAACAUAAAUGAAUGAAAUUGAAUAAUUCAACAUCCGCUUUUAAAUUUUCAUCCAUCAAACACGUUCCAAACACUUAAAGUUAAAUUUAUUCUCAACACGUCGAAUCGCUUCCAUACGUCAUCAUGUUCAGAGUAUUCAAAACUUGUCAUUUAUUCAAACAGAACAAAAUAUUCACAAGGAGGAUGGCUGCUGUAAAUCUAAAAUCUUUGAGUGAGGACAAAAUUUACGAAUUUUUGAACUCGUUUGAUACAGUAUUGACGGACUGUGACGGUGUAUUAUGGAUGGAUAUGACACCGAUCGAGAAUUCUCCCGAAGUGAUGAACAAGUUUCACGAUCACGGCAGGCAGACUUUCUACAUAACGAAUAACAGCACAAAAACUAGAGAAGAAUUCCUCGCCAAAUGUAGCAAGCUAAAUUUCCAUGCUACUAAGAACAAUAUUUUAUGCACAUCUUAUUUGGCUGCCUGUUAUCUUCAGGAUUUAGGAUUCAAAAAGAAAGUUUACGUCGUUGGCUCUGAAGGUGUAAGCAAGGAGCUCGAGCAAGUGGGAAUUGAUCAUUGCGGAGUUGGACCAGACACGAUCAAACCAGGAGUACCGUACAAAACGUUUGAGAGGGACCCGGAUGUCGGGGCAGUUAUUGUUGGUUUUGACGAGCAUUUUAGCUACCCGAAACUCCUAAAAGCUGCGUCGUACCUCAGUGACGAAAACGUACACUUUGUAGGGACUAAUACUGACGAACGGUUUCCAAUGGAUGGCAACAUCGUUGUACCAGGUACCGGGAGUUUAGUCAGAUGCGUGGAGACAUGUGCAGAGAGAAAAGCAGUAAUCGUAGGGAAGCCAGAUACUUACAUAUCCAAGGCUAUAAUAAAACGUUUCAAUAUCAAUCCAAAACGCACAUUGAUGAUCGGCGAUCGUUGCAACACUGACAUUUUACUUGGGACUAGAUGUGGUUUCCAAACUCUUUUAGUAUUGUCUGGAGUGACUUCUUUAACAGAAGUCAAUACUUGGAAACAAUCCAAUUCUCAAGACGAGUUGGACUUGCUCCCAGAUUAUUAUGUAGAUAAAUUAGGCGAUUUACUACCGUAUUUAGAAAAAUUUAAACCUACCAACGCAAGUGCUACAAUGCUUAAGUUCUUUUCGAAAUCAUUGAGAGUUUCUAUGGCGCAUAUGCUUGCCAACAAGGAAAACUAUGAACGCUUUGCUACUCAAAGAUCUAAUAAUAGCUUGUUAGCGGUCACUUAUUCUCUGUCCUAUAUUCGAAUAGACAGCAAAUUAUGUAAUCAAAGCCACGUGACUUCUGCUAAUCCGUCCAUAAUUGUGCCGAUACGUCCCGAUAUCACAGAAUACGAGUUUCUAUUCACAGGCAAUCACACAAUGGCUGCGAGUAAUCUUAAAUCGUUGUCUGAAGAGGAGUUAAAGAGAUUUGUAAACUCGUUUGACGUCGUUUUGUCGGACUGUGAUGGUGUCUUGUGGGUGGAGAAUGAGCCAAUACCUGGGUCUCCGGAAGUUGUAAGAAGACUAAAAUUAAUUGGCAAAAAGUUCUUCUAUGUGACUAAUAACAACACAAAAACCAGAGCAGAGUUUCUUGAAAAAUGUGAAAAACUGCAGUAUCAGGCGAAACUGGAAGAAAUGAUGUGCACUUCGUACUUGGUAGCAGCGUACUUGAAAGAAAAAAAAUUUAAUAAGAAGGUGUAUAUCGUUGGUAAAGAAGCCAUAGGAAAAGAACUGAAUGCUGUGGGCAUCGAGUAUAUUGGAUUGGGGCCUGAUCCACUGGUCGGUGACUCGUUGGGAAUGAUUGAGAACUUUAAUCCAGAUCCUGAUGUUGGAGCGGUGGUAGUUGGUUUCGAUGACCAAAUAAGUUAUCCAAAAAUAGCUAAAGCAGCAACCUAUGUCCAGAAUCCAGAUGUACAUUUCAUUGGUACAAAUUGUGACAACCAAAGACCGUCACCAAACUCAAACAUUUUUCCAGGGUCGGGUUGUAUGCUGAGAGUAAUUGAGGCAGCGGCGAACAGAAAAGCUGUUCUGCUUGGCAAACCGGAGCCCUACAUAAGCCAGACGAUCAUUUCCAAGUACGGCUUGAAUCCAGAAAGAACUUUAAUGAUUGGCGAUAAAGGGGACACAGACAUCUUAUUAGGAAAACGGUGUGGAUUUAAAACACUUUUGGUUUUAUCAGGUGUAACGAGUCUAAAAGAUUUAGAGAAGUGGAAAAGAUCCGAGGACAAAGAGGAACGUGACUUAGUUCCAGAUUACUACACGGAUAAACUUUCCGAUUUAUUACCGAUGCUUUCCAAUUCAUAGGGGAAAUAGAAUUAUGGGUACCUGACCUAGUAUUAAGCUUUUUAUUAGAAUGCCUAAUACAUUGGAUAAUCUCAAAAUGUAACAGACGAUAGAAAAUUUAAAAAAAUGUUGAAUCUAGUAGAUGAAUAGAAAUUUGCACAACG
This is a messenger RNA of Diprion similis, 2586 nucleotides long. RefSeq lists its product as uncharacterized. The record is from RefSeq and is a predicted model, not a curated record. Bases 269 to 2443 code for a protein of 724 amino acids. Gene Ontology annotation, cellular component: cytoplasm. The transcript is spliced from 12 exons. NCBI's taxonomy places the organism in Eukaryota, Metazoa, Arthropoda, Insecta, Hymenoptera, Diprionidae. Gene Ontology annotation, molecular function: phosphatase activity.